Pseudophryne corroboree (corroboree frog) is the source of this 2674-nucleotide messenger RNA. RefSeq names its product B-cell lymphoma 3 protein homolog. The record is from RefSeq and is a predicted model, not a curated record. Gene Ontology annotation, biological process: cellular response to tumor necrosis factor. NCBI's taxonomy places the organism in Eukaryota, Metazoa, Chordata, Amphibia, Anura, Myobatrachidae. The transcript has 8 exons. Gene Ontology annotation, molecular function: NF-kappaB binding. Gene Ontology annotation, cellular component: cytosol. Bases 700 to 2010 code for a protein of 436 amino acids.
GGAACAGGGUGAGAAAGCACCUGGGUGUGUUAUGUGAGAACGGGGAAGUCCCUCUCUCAGAGCUGCUGCUUCCUAUACAGGCUUGCAGGCAGUCUGUGACUUGUUGGCUGAAUCUAGAGGGGACUUCGGGGGAAUGAGAAAAGACUGGGAAUGCAGAGGGACGUGUAAGAUAGAGGGCCUGGGGGAAUCAGGAACUUUGAGGGUGCAAAUAUAGGAAACUGAGGAAAGAGAAAAGGAGGACGCAGGUCAGUGCAGCUGGAAAGGCAGAGGAGUAGGGAAACCCUUAACUAGAUCAGAGGCUGCACAUCAGAGUGUGCACUGCAGAAGGUGCACAGCUGUGCAUUACAGUGUCAGCUCCCAGAGAGACUUGUGCAUUACAGAAGUAUACAGUAUAGAGGAGGGUCAACCAAGAAUGGGAGAAUGAGAGCUGAGAUAGAGAUCAUAAAUAAAAAUAAUAAGAUGCAGGAUGCUCAAAAGCUAAAAGACAUUACUAGGUGCAGUAAGAAAACUAACUAAUAUUGCUUGCCCCAAACAAAUAUUAAAAGGGGAGGGGAGAAAAGAGACAUAAGACAGGGAAGAGAAGAAGGGAGGAGAGAAAUAGAGAGAGGAGAGUGUCACACCAUAGUGUCAUUUCUAGUGCUGUGCUCCCUGGGGAUCAUUGCAACUGUUCUUCAUGGAGUGACAUCCAGUGAUUUACCAAUGGACAGCCAUUACAGCCACACUGCUGGAGCCAUGGAGACCUCAUCUCCCUUGGACCUCAGCAUAAGAAAGAGCAUGAACAUGUUGGAGGUCAUCUCAAUGAGCCCCUCAGAAUUUUGGACAAGAGGGUGUAAGCCCCUGAAAGAGGUGAAGUUGGAGAAUGCAAAGCAGCCAGCAGAGGGCCAGAAUGAUUCAUUUGAGGAACAAGGACUGUACAAAGACCAAGCCUGUUUGCCCCUGCGGAAACGCAAGUACCCUCCUUCACCCAAGGAGGAUGGACCCCAUUUAAAAUACACCGAUGAAUAUUCAGAGUGGACCAGGAAAUGCUAUAGUCAUCCUUAUAUGGCAGUGUCACUGCCAGCAUACUACCAAGGGAGUGCUGCCGCAUAUUUACCAUCCACGUUACCCCUGUACUCAGCUCCUGCAAUUAUGAACCCACCCCUCCUGAGACUACUGCCACCAUAUCACACAGCGCUGCUUCCUACUGACACAGAUGUCCAGGCCGAUAUCAGAGCAGCUACGCAGUCGGAUGAAGAUGGAGACACAGCAUUGCAUAUUGCGGUGGUUCAUGGAAACAUUUCAGCUGCCCAGCGGGUGAUCUCUCUGCUUAAACAUGGCAGAAAAGAAUUGGAUAUACUCAACAACCUCAGACAGACACCACUUCACCUUGCUGUAAUCACUGAUCAUCCAGACCUUGUGGCUCUCCUUCUGGAACACGGAUCCUCACCCCAGAUUCCUGAUCGGAAUGGACAGACGUGUGUUCAUUUGGCAUGUGAAUAUGGAAGUAUGGGCAGCCUGGAGGUCCUGAUGAGAGCUGGAACUAGGAAUCUGGAAGCCACUAACUACCAAGGUAUGACUGCUCUACAUGUGGCAGUCAGCACAGGACGUAGGGAUAUCACUCUGUGUUUGCUGGAGCAUGGAGCUGGCGUUAAUGCCGUGGACAUAAAGAGUGGUCAGAGUCCUAUUUUCCAGGCUGUGGAGAGCGGCUCUGAUGCGCUAGUGUCUCUUCUUCUUCAGCAUGGUGCUAAAGUCAAUGCAGUAUCCUAUGCUGGUAACACAGCCUUGCACGUGGCAAGUGGACGAGGUCUUGUGGAGAUAACACGGUUACUUCUGAAAAGCGGAGCAGAUGGUAGUAUAAAGAAUUGUCACAACGAUACAGCCAUGAUGGUGGCGAAGGACAGAAAGAUUGCAGAUAUCAUCCGGGGAAAGUCGUCUUCUCCACAUGGUCAAAUUGAGAGAAUAAGGAGAGAAAACAUAGACCCUUCAUGUUCUUCACCACUACAAAUAACAUCGUCCAGUUGCAGCCCUUAAAUUGCUCCUCGAUAAAAAGUCCAUUAUUCUUCCUACCUCAUACUCUGUCUGUGACCACUAUGGGGGAGAAGCAUCAAGCCUUGGAGAGAGAUAAUUUGCUGAAGCUGCCCAAAGCAUCACUCAACUUCUAACUGUCCUUUUAUCUAGCAUAGUUUUUGAAAUGACAGCAUCUGAUUGGUUGCUUUGGGCAACUACUCCACUCUCUCUCCAAAGCUUGACACAUCUCCCCUUAUAUGAGAAGGGGUUCUUUUAAUUGAAAGCCCUUUGCCUGCCUAGUAGGAACUACAGUACAAUGCCACAGAAUUCACCCAGCGCAAAGACGUUCUAAUUGUGAAAAUUUACCAAAGACACUUCAAGGACCAAACGAGGAGAGACAUCUCAUAAACUGCCAACAGAACUCAACCACAGCAUUAUAUUGUUCCUUGACACAACUUAGUGGUGACAAAUGACCCUUUUCCUGAUGCAGUGACACAUUCAGAAAACCUUCUAGAUGACCUUGUAACUGUUCCUGUAACGCAAUACUAGAAGGUCAUUCACCCAUCCAUGAUGGAAAAAGAAACUGUUCUUCAACGUAAGGAAGGUACUGGCAGUAUGCUUGCUUGCAUUUGAAUGAUGUGUUAUGGUGGAGGGGGGCUGUGUGACAUGGUUUUUCUGCAGGCUUUGC